GAAGGCACUACGAGGGCUUUGUCAGAACUGUGAGAUACUGGGCCGAGGCAGAGGGGUGGCGACGGAACGACCGACAGCCAGAGUUUACGAAACAGGGGAGCGGCGGGGAAACAUAACGGUCUUCUCAUCCAUUUCACUAUUUCAAGCAUAUUGAGAGGCUGCCAUCAUGCAUUUGAGUGUAACGGGUGUGCUGUGUGUGCUGUGCGUGUGCAUACAGGCACUGCAGGCGUGUUUGAUGAUCAGUGAGGUCAACUCUGACAAUCCUAGCUUAGACACAAGGGAGUUCGUAGAGCUCUACUAUUUGAAUGGAAGCUCCGUCUCCCUGGAUGGCUAUACACUUGUCUUCUACAACGGCAACGGCAACAAGGCAUACUGCGUGUUGGACCUUAGCGGGCACCAUACGGACCAGCAUGGAUUUUUUCUGGUGGGCUCGGCUGAGCUGCAGCCACGCCCCGCCGUCCCCCUUCCACCUAACUCGGUCCAAAACGGCCCCGACGCCAUCGCCCUGUACGGCCCAUCCUGGACCCCUGUGGUUGAAGGAGGGAACGUCUCCUCAGUUGGGCUACUAGACGCCAUUGUGUACACCUCAGGAAAGGGCAAGGCCGACGUGCUGGCAUGGGUCCUCACACCUGGUUCCUCUCCGUAUUUGGAGGAUGACCAAGCCCUAGAGGAUGAUGAAUCAAUACAGCGGUGCUGGCUCUCCGAUAGUCUUUACACCUUUCAAACUGGCCAACCCACGCCGGGACGUGCCAACGAGUGCCCACCACCAAGUUUCGCUUCACUACGGAUUGAAAGGAUUCAGUUGGGCGGGGAGAGGCCGUCUGGACCACUGGAACUCAACGUUGUUAAGGAAAGAGGGCCUCUGACAGUGGUCGUGUAUGACACACGCACAGACACGGUCAGCACCAGUGUGGGAUUGCAGGCCAGUGAAGACGGGAUUACCACUGUGAACGUGGACACCACUUCUCUGUCAAAAUUAGAUGGCUGGGCACUAGCGGUGUAUGAAGGCCAGGUCACAGACUUCACUAAAGACAGCCCUCUGAGUCAGCUGCAGCCACUCGAUGCCUUUGUCUACAGUGGGAGAACAAACAAUCCCAGUGCCAAUCUCACAGAAACACUCAUACCUGGACGGAAGCCCUUCAAGCUCAGCAGCGGGAUUUCUGAAGGUGAUGCUUUCAUCAGACGAUGUGGUGUUGCUCACUGGACAAGAGAUCCUGGAAUGUUUCAGCUUCUUCUGCAGGGGUCAGGAGAGUCCAGCCCCUGCACAUGGUAUAACACCUGCCCUUAUGACUCAGCCAAUGCCAGUAAGGCAGAAGAGCCAUUUGAGCCACCUUCACGCAAUGAUAAUGAUUUCCUGAUCAGCGAGGUGAACACGGACUCACCAGGUUCAGCAGAGGAUGAAGAGUUUGUGGAGCUGUGGCACCCGUCUGGCCACCGCAUGUCACUCAACAACAUUUGGCUACUGCUGUUCAACGGUAACAAUGGAAAAGUGUACCUCGAAAUUGAACUCUAUGGAUACUACACGGAUACUCACGGGUAUUUCUUGAUUGGGAGUCAUAAGCUCAAUCCACAGUUUGCCAUACCAGCCAAUACCAUCCAGAAUGGCCCCGAUGCCAUUGCAAUAUACCGCUCAUCGUCUCCUCCCUCAAGCGAGGGCUCCAACAUUCCAACGAAGGGCCUGCUGGACGCCAUAGUGUACCGGGCACGUGGUUCUGACAGAGACUCUGCAGACUUAAUCCAGGCUCUGACACCAGGACAGCUCCCCCUGCUGGAAGACCCUGCUGCACUCACGGGUGACGAGAGCCUCAGCCGAUGCGGACCAGACAGACUUAGCCAUAACUCCUUCAUGGUUGCUUCACCCACACCAAUGAAAAGGAAUGACUGCCCCCAUCCUCGUGAAGAACUGGUCAUUAACGAGGUGGGUGGGGUCUCUGGAGCUGGGCGGAGUCUCUUUGUGGAGCUGCUUGGUCCACCAUUAACUCCCUUACAUGGAUUGGUUUUGGUGCUGUUCGGAAGCAGUGGUGAAAGACAUGUGGUCCCGCUGAAGGGGAAUUUAAGAGAGAAGGGAUUCUAUUUACUGAAGAACGAUUCUGGAGCCGAUCAGAGUUUGCCUGCAGUAGCCGGUCUGGGUGCAGUUAUGUUGUGUUUUGAUUUGCUUGGGGAGGUCAGUGUUUGUGGCAGGAACUCUCAAGUUCAAGACCUGCUGGUGUUCUCUGAUGACCAAAGUCUACGUCACAUUUUCCACAGUGUUACACAGCAGCAUGUACACCCAGUUCCCAGCUUUGACUCUAUCUCUCGAUGUGCUACAAAAGGAUCUUCUGUCUGGAUCUCCUCUGACUCAACACCUCACAUCCAUAACUACUGCCCAACCUCUGCCUACUCCAACCCCAUAGACCUGUGCCUGCAGCCGGAAUACACACAUUUCAACUGUAAUGUGGAUGGAUUUGCUGCAUUGUUUGAGCAGUCCUGUCACUGUGGGAUCUCCAGUCUUCACCUCAAAGGUGUGAAUUUAACAUGCUUAUCGGAGAAGCUGUAUGUGGAGGGUUCUGUGCUUGCACUGUCUGAACAGCAGAGGGAGCAUGUGGCCCAAACACUGCGCAGUGAACACUUACCCUCCUGCAGCAUCGCCCAGGAGCGCCUUUAUAAUAAAGCAGGGUCUUCACUGGGACUGCAGGUGGGGCUUGUGUUGGCCGUGGUGUUGUUGUUUGCAAUGGGAGGAGCCAUUUUCUUCUACUUGUACAAGAAGAAACAUCCUCAAGACUACUAUUCAAUGGAGCUGAAUGAACAAGAGUCACCCAUUGAACUCUAGUGUGUGUGUGUGUGUGCGUGUGUGUGUGUGUGUGUGUGUGUGUGUGUGUGUAUGGGUGUGUGUGAGAGAGAGAGAGAGAGAGUGUGUGCGUGUGUGUUUGUGUGUGUAUUUGUGUGUGCAUUUUAAGGGAAAAUCAUUUUUUUAUAUGUAUCAUCAUGAGUAAAUCUCAUUUAACUUUGUCCAAAAGUUCCAGUGCCAUCCAAACAUGGCUGUUAAAGGUGCACUAAGUACUAAAUGAAUUGCUGUAAACCUUAAACUGAAUGAAUUGAAGAUGUAAUGUCUCUCUCUGAGACACAGCUCUAUAGACAAUAAGCAAAAGAGGAUGUUACCCAAGUUCCUCUGAAUGAGGAGUUACGUACAUCACAUGAACUUGAUGCAGGGUCAGAUACUGACCAAGGCUGAAGGUGAAAUAUCCCCAGAAUGUCUCAGAAAUGUUAAAUAUGAGGGGAAAGGGCUCCGCAGUGAAUCCCAUUUGAUAUAUUUGACACAUCUCAGCCAAAAUCUGCCCCUUGGUAAGUGUUCAUUUCUGACACUGACAUGAUGAAGUUUACAAAACCGUCCUGUGUCUUUCUUAAGCUUUGAAGGGAAAUUCUACUUACUAUACCUUUAUGUUAACGUACACAUAGUUGACUUGGUCGUAAGUCUUCAGUCUUUUUUAUUGUAAAUAUGUCGGUGUUUUAUUUCAUUUUAAGAUGCGAAUGCUGGUAGCUUCAGCUAUACAUUACGCAAGGUGGGGGAUUACAUUUAUUAGCCAAGAGCAAGUCCUUUACCCUUUCGUAAAACCGCACUAUAGUUGUUUCACUAUAGUUGCAUUUCAUCUCGGAGAAUAAUGAGAAGCGUCCGUGAUCAUUUAAUGUUACUAUGUUGUAUUCUGAAGUCCUGUUGAGUUUCUGUGGGUCAGAUGUG
Colossoma macropomum (tambaqui) is the source of this 3715-nucleotide messenger RNA. RefSeq lists its product as uncharacterized. NCBI's taxonomy places the organism in Eukaryota, Metazoa, Chordata, Actinopteri, Characiformes, Serrasalmidae. Bases 167 to 2809 code for a protein of 880 amino acids. The transcript is spliced from 13 exons. The record is from RefSeq and is a predicted model, not a curated record.